UCCAUUGGCGGGAGGUGCCCGCCGGGGGUCAUGUCUCACACCAUAUUUUGGCCCGCAUGAAAUAGAAAGUAAUGCUCAUCUUGUUUCUUGGUAGCAGUGAGGGGACACCGGCAGGGUCCUGGAGGUUCCCCUUGCGACGAGAAUAGCGCCAUGACUUCAUGAAUGAGGGACUCGCACCAGGAGGCAGCACAUUUCUCAAGAGGGUCUUCAAAGCCCACAGGGAACUAAAACACUUUGUGCCCUCACAUUUGGAGUCCCCGCGUUUAUUUGGAAAGUCUCCGAGAAGGCAAGUUCGAGAGGGACAGCCGCAGCAAGUGUCAUCUGGUCUUCCAAUCUGGAGAGGGCGGUGGAGUUUAAAAUGGUGUGAAUAUGAUAGCCAUCCCUGCCCACUGGUGUAGCUUAUGCAAGGUCUGACACUGGCAGGCUGUAAUCGGACAAAAAAGGACCUUGUAAAUCCACCACAGCACCACUUUGUUGGGGAGGACCUUUGCCGACUUUUGCAUGAAUCUCAGGCGGCUCCCAGGAGUUGAGUGCCGACCCUCAGGAGGGGUGAAAGAUGACCGUGGUGUCCCAGGAGAACCGCAACGAGACCCUGGUCAUUUCCCCUUUGUUGCAAGAUGCCGCCGAUUUGGAGGAGCAGGAGUGCAGCGAGAGGGUGGUCAUCAACAUCUCUGGCCUGCGUUUCGAAACACAAUUAAAGACCCUCUCCCGGUUCCCGAACACACUCUUGGGGGAUCCACGCAAAAGGAUACGUUUCUUUGACCCUCUAAGGAACGAGUAUUUCUUUGACAGGAACAGACCCAGCUUCGAUGCUGUCUUGUACUACUACCAGUCCGGGGGGAGGCUUCGGAGACCGGUGAGUGUACCUGUGGAUAUUUUCCUGGAGGAAAUCAAGUUCUAUGAGUUCGAUGAGGAGACUAUUGAACUUUUUCGAGAGGAUGAGGGUCUCACGAAGGAGGAGGACCGACCUCUUCCCAAGAGCGAGUUCCAGAGACAACUGUGGUUGCUCUUUGAGUAUCCUGAAAGUUCAGGACCUGCAAGGAUCAUUGCCAUUGUGUCCGUGAUGGUCAUCCUGAUAUCCAUCAUAAUUUUUUGCUUGGAGACAUUACCAGAGUUUAGAGAGAUCCCUGUGCAGAUGCACGACACUCACACCAACGGCAGCCACCAUGGGAAAGUGCAAAGUCCCUUCACGGAUCCCUUCUUUAUUGUGGAGACUCUCUGCAUCGUGUGGUUCUCCUUUGAGUUCACCAUGAGGUUCUUGUCAUGUCCCAGCAAGGCAGCGUUCUUCAAGAACAUCAUGAACAUCAUUGACGUGGUGGCCAUUGCUCCGUACUUCAUCACCCUAGGCUUGGACCUAGCUGAGCACCAAGGCAGCAGCCAACAAGCUGCCUCCUUGGCCAUCCUCAGGGUCAUACGCCUGGUCCGGGUUUUUAGGAUCUUUAAGCUCUCCCGACACUCCAAGGGCCUUCAGAUUCUUGGGCAAACCCUUCACGCCAGCCUCAGGGAGCUGGGCCUCCUAAUAUUCUUUCUCAUUAUCGGGGUGGUUCUCUUCUCCAGUUCGGUAUAUUUCGCAGAAGCAGAAGACCCGGAGUCAGGGUUCAAAAGCAUCCCUGACGCUUUCUGGUGGGCGGUGGUCACCAUGACGACGGUGGGAUACGGAGACAUGUGUCCUUCCACUAUCGGGGGUAAAUUUGUCGGCUCUUUGUGCGCCAUCGCCGGGGUCCUCACCAUAGCUUUGCCAGUGCCCGUCAUCGUGUCUAACUUUAACUACUUCUACCAUCGAGAGAACGACCAGGACAACAACAUGCAAUACGUUCACGUGACUUGUGGACAGCCACAGACGUCUUCUGGGGAAUUUGCUUUAACUCGAAGCGAGCAUUCUCUGUCCAAAACAGAUUCCUAUCAUGAGGAGGACCUAGAGAGUCUGACAUGCCCGAGCAAUACCCAGAUGGAGAUCUACAGUGGCAAGCUAACUGACGUAUGAAAGGACGCCCAGACGGAGAAAAGACGCCACGCUGGAAAUAUGAUCUUCAAAGUAGAAGAUGUUUACGCAGAAGAAUGUGGAAAAGGUUUCCUGACUGGACUGUGAUGUCAUAUUUAUUAUGUAGAACAUGUCAUAUUAUAUUUAUGUUGUGAUUGUACAUAUUUUCUAUUUUUCCUGACCUCGCAGCUGAUGUUUAGUCUUGCAUUGCACUUGGAGAAUGAACUUGAAUGCUAUAUCUUUAUUUUUCUAAAGGGUCAACCUGAGCUUAAUUUAAUAUUUUUUUAGACAAAUAAAUCAUCAAU
Molecule: messenger RNA, 2286 nt
Organism: Nerophis ophidion (straightnose pipefish)
Lineage: Eukaryota; Metazoa; Chordata; Actinopteri; Syngnathiformes; Syngnathidae
Product: shaker-related potassium channel tsha2-like
Exons: 2
Coding region: 557-1984 (475 amino acids)
Biological process (GO): potassium ion transmembrane transport; protein homooligomerization
Cellular component (GO): membrane; voltage-gated potassium channel complex
Molecular function (GO): delayed rectifier potassium channel activity; protein binding
Source: RefSeq, a predicted model, not a curated record